AGUGAAGCGCACUUGUCUCGCUCAUUUGGCUCAUAGAAUGAUGUAGUAAGAAGUUUCCAGUCCUGUUCCACCAACAUUUGCCAUCGUUUUCCUUGAAAGCUCGAACUUGUACUGUACUAUAGCUGGCUUUUAAUUUUCAUCCUGAAAUUAUUGGUUGUUUUUGUCGUUCGUCAUUUGUCUUAACGGCGACAAGGUUUGGCUAUUAACAGCAGACAUUCCUUGACCAAGCAUUUGAGCAUUACUACAGUUAGUUGAAAGUAAUGCAAGGCAAGAAGCCAGUUCUUACGAAUAAAAUGGCUUCCUCGGCGGUGGAAUCUCCGGACACGAUUAAGGAUUUGAUGGCAUUUGUGCGCUUUGGUCCGCAAAAUUUCGUAAUUAGCCUCAACCCGUACGAUGGCUGGGAACAAUGGCAAAGAGUGUUAUCCGGAUUAGCGCCCGUUCCUGUGGAAAUCGUUUUACUGCCUCCAAAAGCUGCCUGUGCCCAUGACAAGGGUAUUUCUAUUGUGGACCGACGCAGUUAUAUGGAGGCCAUGAAGGUUGUCGAAACAGUUCGCAAGAGCAAGGAAGUUCUUCGAUUUGUCUUGCAUGCCGUCAAAGAUGACAGAAAUCUGGAGUUGAAGAAACUGGUCUCGACCUUGUCGAUGGGCGCGAAACAUGAAAUCAACAAGGCUGUAAUGGAUCCCGCGUCAUCCUCGACAAGUGCGAGUACCAACGCAAGUGUUGCAGGCAGUGGAACCGAAUGUCCUCCAUGGGCACUGGAGAUGAAAAAAGAACUGAUGGAUUCUCUAGACCAACGUUUCCAUGAAAUGCUGACUAGUGUAGAUUCAAAAUUGUCUUUAUUUGGCUCCCAGAUGACUGAAAGUCUGAUUUCAAUCGCCAGCACGUCGCCGCCGCAAGCUGCCAGCCAGAAAUCAGGAUCAUUCGAUAGCGGUUCUAUCGUGGCAUUAAAUGGUCCCGAUAAUUCUCCUAAUGAUUCCAAGGAGGCAAUCCCACGUAUGGUUUGUGGAGCCGACGUCCCAAAGUGGAUCAGCGGACUUAAUAAUGCACUGUCCACCCCGGCAAAUUCGGAAUGCGGAAGUGUUGUGGUUGUGACUCCUCCGGAGUCGUUUGAUCUUCUGGGAUUUGAUGCUAACCCAGUCAAUCAGGAGAAGGUCAAUGCUGAAAAACAACAGUGCGAAUUCGAAAUCAUGAAGACUGAAGAUGUGGAGGUGAACAGUGAGACCGGCUCCGUGGUGUACGUGGAAACUGACGGAGAAGAGGAGGAUGACUAUGCUAAUCUGCGUUCUUGGGCUGGUGAAGGAAUAAUUACUCCAAAGGCGUUUCAGGAACAAGAUCAACAACAGGAGAACAAUAGUGCAUCUAUGGAACAGUCUUUCCAUUCUGUUGCCGCGGAACCGAUUCCGCUUAAUGAUGUCCAGGAGACCAUUGUAUAUAAACCCAUGUACGUCGCUGAACCGGAAGAGACGAAUCGUAUUCAAGGAGAAAGUGAUGUUGGAGAUGUCCCUGUAACCGUGGAAGGCGUGCAGCAGGCGGUUCCUAGCCAGGACGCUCUACCGGAAAAUUUGAACGCUAUGCAACCACUGGACGAACAAAAUCUGUUCAGCCCGAAUUCUGAUCUUGGAACCAUGUUAUUAAGCGCGGCUUCGUCCAUUGCGACUGGGUUUAUGCAGUCGAUGGAGACACUGUCCCGUACUAUCCGCGACUAUGAACAGCGCCGUGCUCAGUCGGAGGGACAAGCUCUCCUUCAGGAGCCAGUACAACAGCAACAGAACUUGGUCGCCUCUGAUAAUGAAGUAAUUCCGGAAAGUGUUUCAGAGCAGGCGGUGAUUACUCCAACGGCCCCACCGCCAGUGCCUCCUCGUGUCCAUCGUGGCCCACCACCGAGCAUAGGAGUGAACGUGACACCGGAAGAAAUCAUGUGGUACCUACAGGAAUACGGUAUUCCGGAUCAGAUUGGCGCAGAAUGGACACGUGAACAGAUGACCCACGACACAUUUAGCCUGCGCAUCAGCGAAUAUUUCGAUCGGUGUGGCUGAGAAUUACAUGGCACUGUUUCAUGGGGCAGCCUAUAAUACGUAAUCUUGUUAUUAUCAUGACGCUAUACAGGCUGGCUUUGCUUUAAGAUUUUCGUGUGUACAGCAUAACUGUUUGGUAUAAUGCCGUAAUUUUAUUUAGCGAUGGGUUGUUCUUCUAUAUUGUAAGCAUAUUGGAAAAUCGAAAUGAUGACCUUCUA
This is a messenger RNA of Paramacrobiotus metropolitanus, 2233 nucleotides long. RefSeq lists its product as uncharacterized. Bases 261 to 2036 code for a protein of 591 amino acids. The transcript has 11 exons. The record is from RefSeq and is a predicted model, not a curated record. NCBI's taxonomy places the organism in Eukaryota, Metazoa, Tardigrada, Eutardigrada, Parachela, Macrobiotidae.